Molecule: messenger RNA, 446 nt
Organism: Staurois parvus
Lineage: Eukaryota; Metazoa; Chordata; Amphibia; Anura; Ranidae
Source: the annotation of a GenBank genome assembly
CUAAACCCACAACAGUAAAAUCAGUCUCUAUACAGUAAAGUAUGCUUGUUAUACUCACUGUGGAAUCUAAGGGGUUAAUCCUCUCCAUUGUGGAAAAAUGCUGUUUGAUCCUGACUUCUCUGAUCCUCCCCUUCUUCCAGUGUCUACCUCUUAUUUCCUGAUCAGACAUAUGGUGUGUAGUCACUGCACAUGCUCAAUUUGGUGUGCAUCGCUGGAAAGGUGUUUUGUUUUUUUGGCAGAGUGCAUGUGGUCAGCACAGAGCCAAUCAGCACUGCCCAGACAGAGGUCAGGGGUUCUACAUCCUCAUAGAGAAAACUCCUCCUACAAGCUUUAACCAGUGCUCAGCUGAACACUGUUAUAAGUCAAAAAGGUAUUUAGCAGUUUAUAUUUUCUAAAAUAACUGCAUUUCCAUGUGUGUGUACUGUGGGAGACCAGAUAUAGUGAAU